AUGCUGCCGGUGGCCGAGAAGUAUGCACUGUUCGAGGGCACUGCGUCAUCACUCAAGGUCAGUGCAAGACAGGAUGAGAAGAAGUCUAUGGUGUGCACACAAAUAUAAGGGCGGCUGCCUGCCUGUCUGUCUGUCUGUCAGGUUUUGAAGCAGUUUCAGGAGAAUUUCGAGGUCGUGCAGAGCGAACUCGGCAAGAUCGAGGCCCGGCCCACUUGGGGGUAUGUCUGUGCCCGGCCCACUCGUUUCAGGGUGCUCCCUGAAACCGCUGGGGUGGACCACGACGACAUUCCACCGGCGGCUAUCGGGAUUCCGAUCCAGGACAUUCCGAACGAGCAGCAGCAGGUGCAGCAGGUGCAGCAGAUCAACGCCCACAUCAAAGCCCUCGAAGCCAUGCUCAAUCCGAAGGCGGGCGAACACAUGGCGUGUCCGGACGAGUGCCACAUCACCUCCGUCACCUGCUCAUGCGGCAGCAACAAGUGUGCCCUCUCUGAUCCAGCGGGUUUGAGGGAGCUGGAAAAGAAGGGCGUUUGCAGCUUUGUGUGCACCACUCGGAGUGGGGCCGGGGGCGUGCCCAAGUGUGGGUCGUGCGGAAAGACCCUAGUCGGCUUCACGCAAUGGACUGGCAGCAUGGCCUGCAGCCUCAAGGUUGGGAGCGAGCAGAACUGAGGAUAUAGAGAUAUUGGGUGGGUCGUGUCUAGAUGUGGAUAGCCAGCUGGGUCGGCUGGGGCUGUACGUGUACCUCCCUCCCUCCCUCCUUCGUUUUUCCGUUUUUACCAGAUGUUCCAUCUAUGUAUCUGUGCCUUCGCUGCUGCUGUGUGCUCCCAUCGACUUCUGCAUCUGUAGGUCAUGUAUGACUGAAUCGCGAAAAGGCUCGGUUCGGUUGCGCGUGGCCCGCGGCUGCCAUGGAGGCGAUGUGGCGUGGACAGACAGCCCUGGAUAAGCAAUCAUGUUCGGUCUUUGCGACAUGCUGAGUAAUGAGUAGCUCUGUUGGUGUGUGUUAUGCGCAUAUUUCCAUGCAAAUUUUAGAGAUGACAUUGUCCGUGCGUGCUAUCUGGACUUGCUCUCACUUGUGUAGCUGACUGACUGAACGGACGGCCAACAAUGGAUGGAUAAAAG
Molecule: messenger RNA, 1116 nt
Organism: Vitrella brassicaformis
Lineage: Eukaryota; Vitrellaceae
Source: the annotation of a GenBank genome assembly